This is a messenger RNA of Gaeumannomyces tritici R3-111a-1, 197 nucleotides long. RefSeq lists its product as hypothetical. The record is from RefSeq and is a predicted model, not a curated record. Bases 6 to 197 code for a protein of 63 amino acids. Lineage: Eukaryota; Fungi; Ascomycota; Sordariomycetes; Magnaporthales; Magnaporthaceae. The transcript has a single exon.
CGGAGAUGUCUCGACUCGCGGAGAAUGGAGAAAGAGGGGAAAGAAGCAGGAGACAGCCCGGGUCCUACGUCGGCAGACUGCCCGCGACGCCUGCCCGUGCGUCAUCGUCGAAAGAAGGUGUCUUGGGCGCCGGGAAGAGGGGCGAACGGGGCGGAGAGCUUGCCGGUCUGCUUGACUCGGAGGAGCUUCGUACGUGA